This is a messenger RNA of Prosopis cineraria, 655 nucleotides long. RefSeq names its product cysteine proteinase inhibitor 5. The transcript has a single exon. Bases 126 to 488 code for a protein of 120 amino acids. Lineage: Eukaryota; Viridiplantae; Streptophyta; Magnoliopsida; Fabales; Fabaceae. The record is from RefSeq and is a predicted model, not a curated record. Gene Ontology annotation, molecular function: cysteine-type endopeptidase inhibitor activity.
CUUUGGCCCCACACACACACACACACACACACACACACACACACAAAAACAAGAAGAAGAAGGAAAGCACCGAAGUGUAGAACCUUAAAGAAGCGGAAUCGAAGCGAAAAGAAUCAACGGUUUCCAUGAGACUUCUUCACGGCCUCGUUCUCUUGUCCCUGUUCUUCCUCCCUCUCUGCGCCGUUGCCGAGGGCAGUAGGGGACCGUUGCUCGGCGGGUGGACGCCGAUAAAGGACAUCGAGGACCCGCACGUGACGGAGAUCGCGAAAUUCGCGGUCUCGGAGUACGACAAGAGAAGUGGAGCGGCGCUGAAACUGGAGAAGGUGCUGAAGGGAGAGACGCAGGUGGUGGCCGGCACGAAUUACCGGCUGGUGCUGGCGGCGAAGGACGGGUCUUCGUCGGCGUCGAAGAAUUACGAAGCCGUCGUGUGGGAGAAGCCGUGGGAGCAUUUCAUGAACCUCACUUCGUUUAAACCUGUUCGUGGAUAAGACAAUGCGAUUUUCGCCUUCACCUUUCAGAGCGAGUUUGAUCUAUGUAUUAACUACAGCUAUAAUUAUGUAUUCUCCUAUCUGUAUUAUUAAAUGCUCACAAAAAUAAACUGGUUUGAGAAAUGGGAAUAAAGUAAAGCAGGGUGUUUGGUGAUAUUUCUUAGCAA